Messenger RNA from Selaginella moellendorffii, 1359 nucleotides. RefSeq lists its product as uncharacterized. Bases 258 to 1010 code for a protein of 250 amino acids. The record is from RefSeq and is a predicted model, not a curated record. The transcript is spliced from 5 exons. Lineage: Eukaryota; Viridiplantae; Streptophyta; Lycopodiopsida; Selaginellales; Selaginellaceae.
GCUGGACGAGUCCAGACCCGCCACGUGGUAUCCUUCCAUGUGUUGCGGACCAACGCUAUUCAUCAAGUCUCCAAUACACUGCCCGUUGGAAAAGAAGUGCGCUCUCCUCUCAUUAGCAUUUUAGCUCUCAUUGCUUCGCGGUUAGAGAUCUUCCAGGAAGAUUUUCUAAUCCUCUCCUUCGGUUCUUUCGAUUCGAGAGCUUAGAUCUGUAUCAAACGAACGAGAAAAAGAUCGGAGAAAAGGAAAGCUUUCGAGCGAUGGCUGCUGCUGCGAUUGAAAAUGGAAGUACCUUUAGCUCUAGAAGUCCUUUCAAGGAGUGGAAUGCCCAGAACGAGGAGGUAUUCUCGAUUCGCUCCAGGAUGCUCACGCCCUCCAAUCGAAAGAAGUUCCAGAAUGUAACGGCCCCGGAAAAUAACCAAGUCAGCUGCCAAAUCUCCAAGCUGCAGGAAGGCUUACAAUCUGUUACCUCUUCACUGUCGCUCUUGAGUGACACCAUUGGCAGCGCGCUUGCGGAGUCAUUCACUCUGAUCGAAUCGGAUCGAAACUGUUAUGCUGCAUCACCGCAGAGAUCACCACAGAGAAGUGAGUCAUCAGAUCAAAAUUCUGACUGCAUUACUUACAGCUCCUCGCAAAAGUCUCCGUCAUCUUCAUCAACUGGAACAGAGGAGAGUCCAAAGUUUCAGCUCAAGCCUUCCAGCGAUCUCGCGAUGUCUAUGGCCGCCAAAGCCAAACUUCUACUCCGCGAGCUCAAGACCGUGAGAGCGGAGCUUUGCUUCAUGAGAAACCGGACGUCACAACUAGAAGAAGAGAACAGAAAAAUGCGCGGCAGUAUGAGCAAAGGAAAUGCACCCGAGGAAGAUGAUCUGGUGAGAAGGCAGCUGGAGACCCUCCUGGCCGAAAAAGCUCGGCUUGUACAAGAAAACGCUACAUACAAACGGGAGAACCAGUUUCUUCACGAGGCCAUAGAGUACCAUCAAUUGACAGUACAAGGAAUGGUCUUGCCGGAAUAAAGUGAGCCGCGCUGAGCUAAAUGAGCAACUGGAGUUAGAAGAUAGUUCUAAGCAGAGCCUGAAAGGCAAACUCACCGAAAAACUCCGAAGAGGCGAGCAUCUAGUCUAUCUCCUGAUCGCAAAGGAGACUUUUCUGUCCGGCUUUGGAAGAUGGAGAUCGGCAGCAGGCUCCAUAUCCGUCUUGUCUUCGUCCUGUUCGUAGUCCAUGUCCUCGGUAUUGAGCAGUGUUCUAGUGGGUACAAUCAGCUGGUAGUUCACUGCCGUGAGUGUAUCUUGAUCUGGAGGCAACGCCAAGCCCGGGCCUCCGAUCACCUUUGGCAAUGGUAUGCUGUUGCGCACUUUUGCUAGC